Molecule: messenger RNA, 609 nt
Organism: Clavispora lusitaniae ATCC 42720
Lineage: Eukaryota; Fungi; Ascomycota; Pichiomycetes; Serinales; Metschnikowiaceae
Product: flavodoxin family protein
Cellular component (GO): membrane
Molecular function (GO): FMN binding; NAD(P)H dehydrogenase (quinone) activity; electron transfer activity
Source: RefSeq, a predicted model, not a curated record
AUGUCCGACGUCUCAGGCCACUUUAACUUUGUCACCAAAACAAAAAUCAAGAUUGCGAUUGUCUACUAUUCGCUGUUCGGCACUACAAAGUCAGUUGCCGAGAGCGUUCUCGAAGGAGUUAACUCUGUCGAAGGUGUCGAAGCGGACUUAUUCACGGCUGAGGAGGCCCUGAAAAAUGUCCAAGUAUUUGAGAAUUACGAUGGAUUCAUUUGGGGAACUCCAGCCUAUUUUGGAUCUUUGGCUUCCGGAUUAAAAUCAUUCUUCGAAAAAACAACUCCCAUGUUUAUGACUAGAGCGUUUCAAAAUAAGAUCGCGACUGGCUUCGUAAAUGGUGCCUCAAUCGCAGGUGAUAAACAAGGAGCUUUGAUUGACUUAUUUACUUUUUCGUCGCAACAAGGUAUGCUUUGGGUUCCAUUAGGACUCAUUCCUGCCAAAGUUCCUGUCAACGAGGAGUAUGAUCUGUUGAACCAUGCAGGAUUCUUUAGUGGUGCUGCCACUAGAAGCACUGUUAAUGGAGUUGUUGGUCAAACUCCUUCUCCAGGCGACUUGAAAACUGCAAGGUUCUUGGGCCAAAGAUUUGCUAAUGUGGCUCUACAAUAUUAUAAGUAG